Xyrauchen texanus (razorback sucker) is the source of this 4928-nucleotide messenger RNA. It is a transcript of the gene man1b1b, whose product is annotated as mannosidase, alpha, class 1B, member 1b. The record is from RefSeq and is a predicted model, not a curated record. Gene Ontology annotation, biological process: N-glycan processing; carbohydrate metabolic process. Bases 345 to 2249 code for a protein of 634 amino acids. The transcript has 14 exons. Gene Ontology annotation, molecular function: calcium ion binding; mannosyl-oligosaccharide 1,2-alpha-mannosidase activity. Gene Ontology annotation, cellular component: membrane; endoplasmic reticulum. NCBI's taxonomy places the organism in Eukaryota, Metazoa, Chordata, Actinopteri, Cypriniformes, Catostomidae.
CCCGCCUCCCGAGUACCGAUAUCUGACUGGCUGUGUUUUCAUCGGCAGUAGGUCACUUGACACGUCAGCUGCCAAAAUGACUGAAGUAUGCUACAUUUAACCCUUCCGUUUGAGAACUUGUUUAUUUUCUUUGGAGAGCCGUGCUGUAUUUUGCGCAGAUCAUGAGUCUGAGUCAGAGGAGUUAUUUGAACAGUCGCUGGUGAGCUGUAGGCCCCUCAGUGAUGCCUCGGACCGUCGUGAGAUCCUGAGCCGACCAGAGCUCAGCUUCACACAGCUGAAGAUACACCAGGAAGAGAGCCUUUACUCCGAGUUUAUGAGCAAUCUGGGGAGAAAGAGAGUGCAUCAUGCUUCCAUCAUCAAGAAGGGAUUAUGUAUCUUUGACUCUGAGCGAAAGCGGCAGCUACACAAACAGCAAGCAGUGGCGGCGGCAGUCAUGCUGGAGGAAAUGGAAACAGCUGUCCAGAUUGCAGCGCAGCUUGAUCCUGUUUACACUGCUGCUGCUUCUGGUUUGUGGUAUAGCCACAUCUCCCACUCUCAUAGAACACUGGAGAGAUGGUGCUGUAUGGGGGAACGGGGACGAUGCUAAACAAACAUUUGUUGUAGACCUGAAAAACGAUUACAGGCCCUAUCUUCCCGAGCUGCCCUCUGAGAAAAAGGGCAGACGUGGACCACCCUCCUUGAAGAACCGUUUGCAAAGCAAAACAAAUGUGUCAGGACCACUGGGAGAAGGAAAUGAUGGACCAGACAUGAAGAAUUUAGAAAAAGGGUCUGAAGGAGGGAAUCCAGUCAUUAGUUGGCAUGGAGCUGUGAUAGAUGAGGAACAGGGGUCUGACACUGACACCAAGGAGAAAGAAAACCAAGAAGACCCAUCUUCAUUAGCACUUGCUGAGAGCAGGCAAGAGGCUGUGAGAGAAGCAUUUAGACAUGCCUGGAAGGGCUACAAAGAUUUUGCCUGGGGACAUGAUGAGCUCAAACCCAUCUCUAAAUCCUUUGGAGAGUGGUUUGGACUUGGGCUAACUCUAAUUGAUGCUCUGGACACUAUGUGGAUCUUGGGUCUAAAAGAGGAGUUUGCAGAGGCCAGGGAAUGGGUGGCCAAAGAACUCUCCUUCAAUAAAAACGUGGAUGUUAAUCUGUUCGAGAGCACCAUUCGUAUCCUGGGUGGCCUGCUGAGCACUUAUCAUCUGACUGGAGACUCUGUGUUCCUGGAUAAAGCUACUGAUAUUGGCUCCAGACUGAUGCCUGCCUUCAAAACGCCCUCUAAAAUCCCUUACUCUGAUGUGAACAUUGGGAAGGGAAUAGCUCAUCCUCCACGGUGGACUUCAGACAGCAGUGUAGCUGAGGUCACCAGCAUUCAGUUGGAGUUCAGAGAGCUCAGUCGGCUCACUGGAGAUCCUAAAUACCAGCUGGCGGUGAUGGAAGUAAUGAAGCAGGUCCAUAAAUUGGAUGGAAAACGAGAUGGAUUAGUACCUAUGUUUAUCAAUACCAAUAAUGGGCAGUUCACCCACCAGGGCAUGUACACGCUGGGGGCCAGAGCUGACAGCUACUAUGAGUACCUACUGAAGCAAUGGAUUCAGGGAGGCAAGAAGGAGAACGAAUUGUUGGAGGACUAUCUGCAGGCUGUGGAAGGGGUGAAGAAGAACCUGCUGAAGAAGUCCACUCCUCUAGGGCUCACAUUUGUAGGAGAGCUAACCAAUGGACACUUCAGUCCCAAGAUGGACCACUUGGUGUGUUUCCUGCCUGGUACACUCGCACUUGGAACACACCAUGGCCUACCUGCUGAUCACAUGGAGCUGGCACAACAGCUGAUGGAGACCUGCUAUCAGAUGUAUGCCCAGAUGGAGACAGGCUUAAGUCCAGAGAUAGCUCACUUCAACAUGCAUGAAGGCAGCACACAGGAUGUAGAUGUAAAGGUUGCAGACAGGCACAACCUGCUGAGGCCAGAGACAGUGGAGAGCCUCGUCUACUUGUACAGGUUUACCAAGGAUAAGAAGUACCAGCAGUGGGGCUGGGAGAUCUUGCAGAACUUCAAUAAAUACACAAGGGUUUCCACUGGAGGUUAUACAUCCAUAAACAACGUUCGUGACCCAGCCUAUCCAAGUCCCAGAGACAAGAUGGAGAGCUUCUUCUUGGGUGAGACACUCAAAUACUUCUAUCUGCUGUUUUCAGAUGACCCCAAUCUUAUCGACCUAGACAAAUAUGUCUUCAACACUGAGGCCCAUCCCCUACCCAUAUGGCCACAAAUGGAGUAAUGGAUCCAUAAGCACACUCACCUAAUCAAGCACACCUCUCUCAGGGCCUUGAACACUCAAAGAUUACUCUAUCCUUUGAUAUCUAAACUGCCAUCUUUUUUUCUCCACUAGGAACAAGCCUCUUUUCAUAUUUGAAAUUAUCUUGUGAAAUGAUUGUAAGAGCCAUAAUAAAAUCAUUUGUAGAAAGACUUUUACUAUAUGUAUAUAUUUGUUUUUGUAAAGGGAGAGGUCAUCCUUAAAUGAACAUUGUCAUAAUUUACUUUAAUGUUGGUCGAAACCUGGAUUACUUUAUUACUUUCGUGAAACAUAAGAGAUGAUGAGAGAAGAAUGUUAACCUCAAUCACCAUUCUUGGUCAUUGGAUCUUUUUCCAUACAAUGGAAUGAAUGGUGACUAAGGCUAACAUCCUGACUAACAUCUAUUUUUUGUUCCACAGAGUAAAGUCAUAUUGUAUUGAAACAAUAUGCAGGUGAGAAACCGACAGAAUUGUCCUUUUUAGAAUCAUAAAACCUUAACUAUAAAAAAAAAUUCAGUGACCGAUAAACACAGCAUCAACUAUGUUGCUUGAAUCACAUAGUCUGAUUAUAAGGCACAGAUCUGCAGGUAAUGUGGUUAGUAUGCAGUGGUGAUCUCUGCAUGAGAAGUGCAAAUGAUGCUUUUGCUCAGCUGGGCUGCUAAAUUCACCCACUGAAUCAGUGUGUGUAGUUUGCAGUCUCUUAGCCCAAACACACAGACAAAAAACACUUAAAUACUGUGAAACCUAUGGGGACUGCAAGCACUUUAUGGUGUGUUUUUAGAAUUUUAAUUUGUAUGUAUUUUUUAAAUUAAAGAACUGUUGCUGUUUUGUCAUGGUGUUUGGGAGGGGCGUUUACAGGGUCUUACAUCAUCAUCAUUAUCAUCAUGUUUUUUGCUUUGUAAUUUUUUUUCUAUGCAUCAUUAUUCCCUCGAGUUUAACUUGUUUUCCAGAACAUAUGAGCAUUUAGCACAUGUAGUUACCAGACUGCAUUUCAAAUUUACAUAUGUUUAUAAUUUUAACCAAAUCAGGGGAAGAGGAAAAUAUCUAUUCUAUAUUUGUAAAUCAUAGGUGUUUUAUUAUUUUGACUUUCACUCAUUUGUUUUGAGCCUAAAACUUCAAACCUGCUGUGAAGGAUUUUACUGUCAAUCCUGUGAAUAGAGAAAAUGUAAUUUUUUUUUUUUUUUUUUUUUUCAGUUGUUUGUUAGGGUUUCUAUUUCAUUCUAUUCCCUAUAUACAUAGCAAAUAUCUACAAUUGAUCUUAAUGUUUUCUAGUGGGUGUUUGUUUGAAUCCGGUAUAAUUAUCCCAGGUUUUUUUAGUUUGAUCAAGUGCUAUUUGAAUAUUUUUUUUAUGUGACAGAACUUUAAAUACUUAAAUGGAGCAUUAAUCAAGCACAAUGUUAUUUAAAUAUCUAGAGUCAAGGUUAUGACUGAUGUUCUUAUCUCACUCUUUCAGGGGAGCCUAUAUCAGAUGUGAUUGUCAGUAAUAUUUUUGUAUGAUCUUACAAUAUAUGUAAAUGAAAAACUGUUUCGUACUUGGAUUUUAUAUUAAUACUGCAGUUUUAUUUUCUAUUUGAUACUAGGUUUGGUGGAACUUGAUUCAACAAAUUUCCAAAUGUUUUCUCAUGGGAUUAAAGGUGGAAUGUUGAAGUUAUUGAUUCUUUUCUUAUCGUGGGUCAGUUUAUGUGGGUCUGAUAAAGGCUUUGUUGUGCUAGAAUGUCUUAAGGUUACUGAUAGCAGGUGAAGCAACUAUUUUUGUUUUAAACUGUCAAAGAAUGCGUAUUAUGUAUAAAGCUCACGGAUGUAGUAAAUGCAUUGUAUUUGACUAGCAGUUUGGAAGUUAGAUAUCACUGUGUAAAAUAUUUUGCUCAUUUUAACCAACCAGUUUUUUGUAUGCAGUUUGUAAUACAGCCUUCGCUGGUGUUCAAAAAGGGCUGAACAUUGACUGGUUUCUCUGUGUCAUGCUGUGGUGAUGUGUUCUGUUCCAUGUGUGCCUUUGAAUAUACAGAGCAAUGACAUGAAAAGUAUAUUUUCAAAAUUGAGAAUCAAGUUAUCAAAAUCGACCGAUUUUAGUCAUUUCAUGCCUGUUGUGACAAUAUUUGUUGUUUUGCUUUUUGUGAAUAAAUGCUUUUGUGAUUAUUUAUAAUACAGUCUAAUGGUUAAAUUAACUUAUAUUUGUUCUCAGUGUACCAUUUCUUGCCAUCUUUUCUCUGAUUCUGUGAGAAAUUGAAGACUGCAUUGAGCUUGCAUAUCUCAAAAGUUUUUAAAUGAAGGGCUUUACAUGACUCGUUGGGUAAAUAAUCUGCCUCAUGCAUUGACAAAUCAACAUGAUUCUAAAUUACUCCUACACCAAAGAUGUGCCAAGAAUUUCAAGAAAUUGUCUGAAAUUAGUUCAACAACCCUAAGGCACAUAAUAUGUGUGGUACAGCUGUGCAAAUUAUUCUUAAUGAAGGGUUUUAGCACCCCAACUCAAUUUGAUAAUCUGUAAGUAUCGUUUUUUUUAAGGAAUGAACUUGGGUAUCAGUAUAUAGUGAUUUUUCUUUUCCUUUGUAGCCUAUCCUUUCAAUAAAUUCAUACUUCCUUGGGAUCUUUUAAUGUUCAUGUAUUUUCUGUGCAAAAUGUAUUUAUUCAAUAUUGUUAAGUUUACAAAGGUUAAAAUAAAUUGUAA